Candidozyma auris is the source of this 591-nucleotide messenger RNA. RefSeq names its product putative tyrosine protein phosphatase (gene OCA1). NCBI's taxonomy places the organism in Eukaryota, Fungi, Ascomycota, Pichiomycetes, Serinales, Metschnikowiaceae. Gene Ontology annotation, biological process: protein dephosphorylation. Gene Ontology annotation, molecular function: phosphatase activity. The coding region runs from base 1 to 591 and encodes 196 amino acids. The transcript has a single exon. The record is from RefSeq and is a predicted model, not a curated record.
AUGUCGACAGAAGCAGUCAAAGACGACCAGCCGGUCGACCCAUUACAGCAAAAACGCAUUUCCACCGCGCCAGUGCUGCGAAUCAUCCCUCCUUUGAACUUUUGCCCUGUCGAGAAGCAGCUCUAUAGAUCUGGCCAGCCGCUGGUGAUCAACCAGUCUUUUUUGCAAGAAUUGAAUCUCAAAACCAUCAUUUGGCUCGCGAGUGAAGAGCCCGCUGAAGAGUUUUUAGACUACUGCUCUCGUCAGAACAUAAAUAUUGAGUUUGUGGGGAUGAUCAACGACUACAACUACUCCAACAUAAAUCCUUGGGAUCUGUUGGACGAGAGAACAAUUAAAAAUGCUUUGGAGCUUGUGUGUAAUAAAGACAAUUACCCGCUACUAGUUUGCUGUGGGAUGGGUCGUCAUAGAACGGGUGCUGUCAUAGGAUGUCUAAGAAGACUACAGGGCUGGAAUUUGGCCAGUGUGUCCGAGGAGUAUAGACGUUUUGCGGGAGCUCGUGGGGGUAGAAUCUUGGUCGAGCUUCUCAUAGAGAGCUUCGAUGUGCUGACAGUAGAGGUGGAGCCACUGAAACUUCCCGAUUUCUUACGCUGA